GUCAGUCGGUAGUUCCAAUACUUGAACAAUUGGACAACGCAAAUGGGCCGCUACGAUCUUAAAGCUCUGCAGGAAGAUUUGAAAAAUGAACUGAAAAAUGGAAUAACAAAAGAUUCCGUGGAUAGGGUCAAACACCUAAUGUCUCAAUACAAGAGUUACCCCAAAGACUGGGAGGGGAAGGAAUUCUGGAGUGAUGAAAAAUACACAAGGACUUUGUUGGACAAAGGGAAUGGACUGUACAACCUUAUGAUACUGUGUUGGAACAAAAACCAGAAAAGCCCCAUACAUAAUCACGCCAACUCUCACUGCUUUAUGAAGACACUGAAGGGUGAGGUAUAUGAGGAGAUGUAUAAACAUCCGGAUGUGACGUCAUGUGGAUGUAAAAUGGAGAAGAUAGCGGAUAACGUAUACAAAGUCAACGAUGUAGCCCAUAUCACUGACGCAGACGGUCUUCAUCGCGUUGGAAACAGAAGUCACGUGGAAGGCGCAGUGACCCUUCACCUUUAUUUUCAACCCUUUUCUACCUGCCGUAAAUACGAGGACAACACGGGCAGAUACACAGAGGUGGCUAUGAAGUUUGACCAGGAUUUUAGCGACCAGUUUAGCUUUAUAUAAACUAUGUUUGUGUUUUGCAAAUCGUGAUAUUAUUCUAUUGACAUUUCUUUUAAAUGACAUUAUUCAGAAAAUAAAACUGUGAUGAUAUUUCAUAAGAUUACAGCGAUCUUUUCGUAUGAGUGCAGGUAUAAUUUAUGUGACUUAUAAAUAUCUGAAAUUGUGUUUAUAUUUGCUUCUGAAUGGAAUUUGUUUUACGUAAAGCUGGAUAUCAUUACAGUAUACUGGGUUCAUAUUUUCUUGUUUAAUAUUAUUU
Molecule: messenger RNA, 868 nt
Organism: Saccostrea cuccullata (small rock oyster)
Lineage: Eukaryota; Metazoa; Mollusca; Bivalvia; Ostreida; Ostreidae
Product: cysteine dioxygenase type 1-like
Exons: 3
Coding region: 43-615 (190 amino acids)
Biological process (GO): L-cysteine catabolic process
Molecular function (GO): cysteine dioxygenase activity; ferrous iron binding
Source: RefSeq, a predicted model, not a curated record